This is a messenger RNA of Carassius auratus (goldfish), 1371 nucleotides long. Its product is annotated as ubiquitin-like protein 3. The transcript is spliced from 5 exons. The record is from RefSeq and is a predicted model, not a curated record. Lineage: Eukaryota; Metazoa; Chordata; Actinopteri; Cypriniformes; Cyprinidae. Gene Ontology annotation, molecular function: protein binding. Bases 637 to 990 code for a protein of 117 amino acids.
GCGUAUUCAUCCGCGCACACACAUAGCGAUCGACAUCGCGCAGUUUAUCUGCCUCACCAGCUCUGGUUUCCCCACGUUCAGCCUUACCCCCGUCAAUUGCCGCCAUGUUUUUUUGAGGCAGGAUGACAGCAGAGCGAGCGCAGACGAAGACGGAUAUAAGACUGAAAAAAUCCGUCGAAUUACAGCAUUUUUUCUAACAGGCGACGGUCUAUUUUUUAUUGCGGACUCGCGAGGAACUCAUUUCUCGGUAUUUUUGCAAAUACCAAUGGCUGAAUUGUAAGUGUUUUGUUUUCCUAUGGCGUAGGAACAUUUUUCCUAACAUAUAUCUUUUUUUAUUUCUGUAUGGGAGGGUGUCCUCCCACAGAAAUAUAAAAUCCAGAAAUCAGUGUUUUCUCCGUUUUGAAGUUUUAUGCCAUGAAAAAGCAAGAAGUCUGAAGCCUGACUGAGGAAGAACAACAUAUAAUUCCUGCCUGCGCUUAACUACCUCUCUCUACCAGCGAACCUACAGGAAUAACCAGACGAGUGAUCUCUGCAUGAGCAGCUGCUUUAACACAAGCCACCUGCUGUUACUUAAGCAAGUUGAAAGAAGGAAAACAACUUUUAAUCAAAAGUGAGGAUACGACAGAACGUUUAAAGAUGACGGGAAACAUCCCAGUUGACAUGAUCAACUUGAGACUCAUCUUGGUGAGUGGAAAGACAAAAGAGUUCCUGUUCUCACCAAACGACUCCGCGGCCGACAUCGCCAAGCAUGUGUACGACAACUGGCCAAUGGACUGGGAAGAGGAGCAAGUGAGCAGUCCUAACAUCCUGCGCCUCAUCUACCAGGGCCGAUUCCUACAUGGAAAUGUGACGCUAGGAGCUUUAAAACUGCCUUUCGGAAAAACCACAGUGAUGCAUUUAGUUGCCAGAGAGACGCUGCCUGAGCCAAAUUCCCAAGGUCAGAGGAACCGGGAAAAGACUGGAGAGAGCAACUGUUGUGUGAUCCUGUAAAUACAUCCCUUCAUCCCUCUGAACGAGUGUGUCCUGUCACCCUUCGCCCAUGCUGCUUAAAUACAUCUAAUCACACCAGACAUCCACGAGCAAGAGAUUCACUUCACCUGGAAAGGAAAGAAUCACCUGAUAGAGAGGGCGAGACACGGAUCAGAGAACAUUUUGGCUUUGCAUAGACUAUAUUUGAGGCAAAAUAAAAUACAUCACACACACACACACACACACACACAUUUCCACCUUUUCUAACACCUUCACACACAUCCAUCAACUCAGCAGACCUGUAACUCAUUCUCACACACACACACACACACACACACACACACACACACACACACACACGUUUGUUUUUGUGAAAAGUGGGUUCAUCCCAUAGGCGUAAUG